GAGAGCAGUUUCACAGGGCCCCCAGAGAGAGAGAGAGCAGUUUCACAGGGCCCCCAGAGAGAGAGAGAGAGAGAGCAGUUUCACAGGGCCCCCAGAGAGAGAGAGAGAGCAGUUUCACAGGGCCCCCAGAGAGAGAGAGAGAGAGCAGUUUCACAGGGCCCCCAGAGAGAGAGAGAGCAAGCAGCUUCACAGGGCCCCCAGAGAGAGAGAGCAGCUUCACAGGGCCCCCAGAGAGAGAGAGAGAGAGAGAGAGAGAGCGCAGCUUCACAGGGCCCCCAGAGAGAGAGAGAGCAGCUUCACAGGGCCCCCAGAGAGAGAGAGAGAGAGAGAGAGAGAGAGAGCGGCUUCACAGGACAGGGCCCCCAGAGAGAGACCAGCCUCACCAAGGAUAUUCUGACCAGGGCACGAGAGAGGUAGUACAUCCUAACCAGGAAGCCACCCUCACAUGGGUCCCCAGGAGACACAGAACUGUAGUCAAAUCCUCUCCUGAAACCUUGGGAGAUAGGUCACAGCCCUAAUAGUUAGAACUGAACAAUACCAGAAAGUGCCACAGAGUGUGCACUCACCUGGUUCCUCCAAAUAAAGGCUACUGGGAGUGGACUCCUAGGUUACAGAAAGAAAAGGAACUGAGGAUUUAUUUACCAGCUUCCUCUUAGAAGUGCAAGUGUCCACACACCUGGGGUCAUUGAGGGUCUAGUUACUAGGGUUUCUGAUUUAAAAGGUCUUUAUAGGUUUUCCACCAAGCUGUAAUUUGCUCACAGGGCCAUCGGAGAGAAGACUUUAUAAAAGACUUUAUGGUCCUUUAAUAAUUAAAAAAGAUAUAUCACUAUGACUCUCUAAAGUGACUAUCUAGAUAAGUGCAGUACUGGAGAAAGAAUCUUGUCGGUCCCUGAUGCCCUGGAAAUUACCUUGUACUCUGAACUAGUACUGAUUUUAUUUUAUUUUUUUCCCCACACCUAAUUUGUUUUGUUUACAUCCCAGUUUGUAAUUUGAAGACAAAAAGUCAUUCCUGCUGUACGUACAGCCACUCCAAAGCAGUUCUUGAUUUAGUAUAUUGGAACAAAAUACUAUCUUCCACCUACCUUUCCCCACCUGGUGUGUCUUAGCUGUUGUGCGUCUCUGUAGCCCACCAUGGCCCAGAAACAGAUGACAAGCUCUCAGAAGGCACUGAUGUUGGAACUGAAGUCCCUACAAGAGGAGCCAGUUGAGGGUUUCCGUAUCACACUGGUGGAUGAGAGUGACCUUUACAACUGGGAAGUGGCUAUCUUCGGACCCCCCAAUACUCUUUAUGAAGGGGGAUAUUUUAAAGCUCAUAUAAAGUUUCCCAUUGAUUAUCCAUACUCUCCGCCAACCUUCCGGUUCCUGACAAAAAUGUGGCAUCCCAAUAUAUAUGAGAAUGGAGAUGUUUGUAUUUCAAUCCUUCACCCGCCUGUAGAUGACCCACAGAGUGGCGAGCUACCUUCGGAGAGGUGGAAUCCCACCCAAAAUGUCAGGACUAUUUUACUCAGUGUAAUCUCACUACUGAAUGAACCAAACACCUUCUCUCCAGCAAACGUAGACGCAUCUGUUAUGUUUAGAAAGUGGAGAGACAGCAAAGGGAAAGAUAAAGAGUAUGCUGAAAUCAUUAGGAAGCAGGUUUCGGCUACAAAAGCAGAGGCAGAUAAAGAUGGUGUAAAGGUCCCAACUACACUGGCUGAAUACUGCAUCAAAACCAAAGUGCCUUCAAGUGAUAACAGCUCAGACUUACUUUAUGAUGACUUGUAUGAUGAUGACCUAGAUGAUGAGGAUGAGGAGGAAGAGGAUGCCGACUGCUAUGAUGAUGAUGAUUCUGGCAAUGAGGAAUCAUGACUUGGCUGGCAGCAGUCUCUUCCCUUUUCACAGCCUGAUCCUUAGAACUUCCUGCGCCCUGUCCCACAGCAUCAUCCUGCUGCCCUACUUUCCCUUGCUGACUCAGGCCGCAAAUGGAGUAGCGUUGACCUAGCAGAUGUCCUGCUCACCAAAAGGUCAUUUAGCUGGGAUUUAAAGUAAAAAAUAAAACCACAAACUUAAAACUUGUCUCCUGCAAUCCUCAAUUGUAACAUUAAGUGUCGGACUCCAUGUUUCUGGACUCUUUAUGGAGAAAGGAGGUGUGGGGAUUAAAGGAAAAAAUAAAUAAAUUAAACACUGCAAACUCACAGGAUCUUUGGAAUUAUCGUGCUGUACCCCCUUUCCUCUGGUCGAUGCAGUACUAUUUUACUUAGAUUUCAUAGAAAUCACUUCUCUUGCUGUUUCUAAAUUUUUUUUUUUUAUUUUUUUUUUUUUGACCAUUGGAAAAAAGGCCUCAAAAUUUAAAAUUGAACUGGAAAAGUCUUAGCUGUUGUGGUGUGCUUAUGUUUUAGUUUUUUUGUUUUGUUUUUUCUUUUCCUCCGCCUUCUGUUCUGAGAAGUGAUUCAGCACCACACAAGCAAGACAAACUACUGACUGAGAAGUGUUGAGAUCUUGCCAAGGCUUACCGUCUAUAAGUUUCUACCUUUUUACGUUUACCUCAGCCAGUCUCCCAGGGCCUCAAUCAGAGGAGAAAUUGUAGACGUCCUGCCCACCUCUGACACAAUUAGCCACAUGGGCACCUGCGUCUGUGUCGCCAUGUGUGCUGAUGACAUUAUAAAGGAUAUAAACCUAUAUAAUCCUAUUAAAAAAAAAGAAAAAAAAAAAAAGAAUUACAACAGAGAUGUGUUUUGAUGUUUGCCUCAUUUUGACAGCUUUUAUUGCUACAUCCCUUUAUUUUAGAAUAGGUCACCCAAAUGAUUGUGUUCAAACACUGUGUGCAAGAGGUCACGGCUUGGCUUUGCAAAUGUUUUGUUUGUUCAUUGUCUUUUCCUUUUUUCUUUUAAAUUUUUUUUUUUUUCCUUUUUUAAAUAUUUAGUUUUGCGUUCUAGCACCGAUGGCUGCAAAAGGGUAUUCCAGCAGUAAUAGGGCUUUGUGAUAUCUUUGUAUGUGGGUGUCUAUCACUGUUGUAAAGCAGAAGGGGACAAAUAAAGAUGUGAAAUCCAAAA
Molecule: messenger RNA, 3032 nt
Organism: Pelobates fuscus (common spadefoot toad)
Lineage: Eukaryota; Metazoa; Chordata; Amphibia; Anura; Pelobatidae
Gene: UBE2R2
Product: ubiquitin conjugating enzyme E2 R2
Exons: 6
Coding region: 1132-1848 (238 amino acids)
Biological process (GO): protein polyubiquitination; ubiquitin-dependent protein catabolic process
Molecular function (GO): ubiquitin conjugating enzyme activity
Source: RefSeq, a predicted model, not a curated record